Messenger RNA from Manihot esculenta (cassava), 1504 nucleotides. RefSeq names its product thaumatin-like protein 1b. The record is from RefSeq and is a predicted model, not a curated record. Gene Ontology annotation, biological process: defense response. The transcript is spliced from 3 exons. The coding region runs from base 148 to 1113 and encodes 321 amino acids. Gene Ontology annotation, cellular component: extracellular region. NCBI's taxonomy places the organism in Eukaryota, Viridiplantae, Streptophyta, Magnoliopsida, Malpighiales, Euphorbiaceae.
GAUGCUAAAUUCUCACACGGUCUCUCCAAAUUCACCAACCCAGUAGAGGAAUUUGGGCUUUUUCUUCAGCCAUCCACAGCCAACUUCUUCUUAUUCUCUUCAGUUACAUAUAAAAAAAAUUUCUUAAGCUUUCUUUUCUGUGCUUCAAUGGCUCAACUAACAUUAUUGAUUCCUCUAUGCUCUCUCUUUAUCGCGCAUUCUUUCAUAUCGGGCGUUGUUUCAACCACCUUCACAAUUACAAAUAAAUGUGAUUAUUCCGUCUGGCCGGGCAUUCUCUCAAACGCUGAUGCGCCGCCGCUUUCCACCACCGGUUUUGUUCUCCAAAAGGGUGAGACCAUGACUAUCACGGCACCAACUUCAUGGGGUGGCCGCAUGUGGGGUCGCACCUUCUGUUCUGAAGACUCCACUGGAAAAUUUUCUUGCCUAACAGGAGAUUGCGGCUCUAAUAAGUUAGAAUGUUCCGGCAGCGGCGCUGUUCCUCCGGCUACACUGGCGGAGUUCAAGCUCGACGGCUAUGGUGGGAUGGAUUACUUCGAUGUCAGUCUUGUGGACGGAUAUAAUCUACCCAUGCUGGUGGUGCCUCAGGGUGGCUCCGGCCAGAAUUGUUCAAGCACAGGCUGCGUGGUGGAUUUAAACGGCUCGUGUCCUUCGGAGCUCAAGGUUACUAGCUCAGCCGGCGACAAUUUGGCUUGUAAGAGCGCGUGUGAAGCUUUCAGACAACCACAAUACUGUUGUAAUGGCGCGUAUUCUACACCCGACACUUGCAAGCCGUCGUCAUACUCUGAGAUAUUCAAGAACGCGUGUCCACAUGCGUACAGCUACGCCUACGAUGACAAGACAAGUACCUUCACAUGUACAGCCGCGAACUACCUGAUCACCUUCUGCCCAACCCCAAACACCAGCCAGAAGGCGUCGCAAGGUCAGAACACCGACGGUGGCAAUGUUAACGCAUUUGCAAACAAUCCUUCAAUCAACGGCACAAUGGUUUACGAAGGUGCAUUGGACCAAAGUGGAGCAUCGCUGUCCACGUGUACUGACGUGUUAGGAUCACAUGGCAUUGCGGGUAUAGUCAGCGUCACAGUAGCAAUUUGGCAGUUGAGGCAUCUCUUCUGAGUUCUAACUCGCCAAUUAUGCUUUUCUCUCUUUGUUUUUUAUAUAAAAAAUAUAUACAAUGUGGGGUUGAGUAGGAAAGAAAAGGUUAGGCCCAGCGGGGAUGGUACAAAAAACGCCUAUCUAAUUUUUCUGGUGGUAUGCACUUUUCGAUGCCUGGGCCAUAUGACCCGGUGGUGACGCGGUACUGAGUCAGGAUUGAAAAGCUCACCUGUCAACCUCAUAUCCAUUUGCCCAUCUCCAUUAAAUCCAUUACAACAAAUUGUACGGACACAUAGAUGGUGUAAAAGAGAGGUGUGAAGCUGAGAUGGAGGUUUUCUUUUUUUUUUUUUCUUUUUCCUGUUUUUUUUAUAAUUUUAGUUUUUUAGAUCAGAUAAUUAGAUAGUAAUUUUUU